Molecule: messenger RNA, 2850 nt
Organism: Ascoidea rubescens DSM 1968
Lineage: Eukaryota; Fungi; Ascomycota; Saccharomycetes; Ascoideales; Ascoideaceae
Gene: CHS2
Product: chitin synthase CHS2
Exons: 2
Coding region: 169-2679 (836 amino acids)
Cellular component (GO): cell septum; cell periphery
Molecular function (GO): chitin synthase activity
Source: RefSeq, a predicted model, not a curated record
UCUCCAACGAAAUCUUUGGGUAGAACUGGGUCCCAAUAUUCAAGAUUAUCCAAUAGUAAAGUUCUUCCUCCACCAAAACCAAUCUUUUCAGCAUCGACUUUCGUUAAAGCUAACCAAGAUCAACAAAAUUUUAGAUCUCUAAAAGAUUCAACUGUUCCAAACUUAAACAUGAACCAGAGACUUAGUCAAGAUUCCUUUAGCGAAAAUGAAAAUCAAUUUAGUGAAAAGAUAAAUUAUUUGAAUUCUGCUCAUACUCCACAUGAAGUCUCUUUUGGAAAUCAAAACCAAAAUCAACAAAGAGACUAUGAUUAUAACACCGUUGGCACUGAUGGAGUCCAAUCUAUAAAUUCAGGUGAAACUAAUAAUCUUGAUAAAAAUAUGAUGCACUCAAUUCCUCUUCAACAACAACCAAGAAGAAAAAAAUCAAGAAUCAGAAAACAAAUCCCAAUGAAAAAUGGUACUUUUGUUCUUGAAAAUCCAAUUCCAACAAAAUUAGCCUCAUUCUUGCCUAAAAGAGACGAUAAAGAAUUUCUAUUUGUUAGAUACACUGCAUGCACAACUGAUCCAGAUGAUUUUGUUAAAAGUGGUUUUACUUUAAGAGCAUCACAGGCAGGUAGAGAAACCCAGGUCGCUAUUUGUAUAACUCUUUAUAAUGAAGAUGAAAUUGCAUUUACCAGAACUAUGCAUGCUGUUCUAAAAAACAUUGCUCAUUUAUGUAAAAGAAAUAGAUCAAGAGUUUGGGGUGAAGAUGGUUGGAAAAAAGUCCAAGUUAUUAUUGUUGCAGAUGGAAGAGCCAAAAUUCACCCAGGGGUGCUUGAAGUUCUUGGUGGUCUUGGUGUCUAUCAAGAUGGUAUUGCCAAAGAUCAUAUCAAUAAUGAUGCCGUAGAAGCCCAUAUCUUUGAGUACACAACCCAAGUAUCAAUGGAUACAGAUUUAAAAUUCCAAGGUGCUGAAAAAGGUAUAGUUCCUGUUCAAAUUUUAUUUUGUCUUAAGGAAAACAACAAGAAGAAAAUUAAUUCUCAUAGAUGGUUGUUUAAUGCAUUCUGUCCAUUAUUGGAUCCAAAUGUGUGUGUUUUGUUGGAUGUUGGAACAAGACCUGAAGCUCCAGCAAUUUAUCAUUUGUGGAAAGCCUUUGAUAAUGAUUCUAAUGUUGCCGGUGCUGCAGGAGAAAUUAUUGCAAUGAAGGAAAAAGGUGGGUUAAAUUUGUUAAAUCCACUUGUUGCUUCACAAAAUUUUGAAUAUAAAAUGUCUAAUAUUUUGGAUAAACCCUUGGAAUCUGUGUUUGGAUAUAUUUCUGUUUUACCUGGUGCAUUGUCAGCAUAUAGGUACUGUGCUUUGAAAAAUCAUGAUGAUGGAACUGGUCCUUUAUAUUCUUACUUUAAAGGUGAAACUUUAGCUGGAUCAAGUAGAGACGUUUUCUCUGCUAACAUGUAUUUGGCUGAAGAUCGUAUUUUAUGUUGGGAAUUAGUUGCUAAAAAAAACGAAAAAUGGGUUUUGAAAUAUGUUAAACAAGCAAAAGGUGAAACUGAUGUUCCGGAUAAUAUUCCAGAAUUUAUUUCUCAAAGAAGAAGAUGGCUUAAUGGUGCUUUAUUUGCAGCUCUUUAUUCUCAAAUUCAUUUCAGACAAAUUUGGCAAACAGAUCAUUCGUUUUUAAGAAAGACUUUCCUUCACAUUGAAUUUUUCUAUCAAUUUGUCCAAUUGAUUUUUUCAUUAUUUUCUCUUGGAAACUUUUAUAUUGCAUUUUACUUUUUGGCUGGUUCUAUGGUUAAUAGUGAUAUUAUUCCCAACAAUGGUGGUUACUGGCUAUUCACCAUUUUCAAGUAUUUUUGCAUUUGUGAUUUGACUGCCAUAUUCAUUAUAUCAAUGGGAAAUAGACCUCAAGGUGCAAAACAUCUUUAUCUUUUUAGUAUGAUAUUAUUGACUAUAUGUGCAUUGUAUGCAACAGGUUGUGGUUUCUAUUUUAUAUUCAGCACUUUAGGAUCUUCAGAUGAUGUAGACAAAGAGGCUUCUCUUAAUAUUGUUGUUUCAUUAUUAUCCACAUAUGGGCUUUAUGCAAUAAUGUCAUUUAUUUAUUUGGACCCAUGGCACAUUUUCAAUUCGUUUUUCCAAUACUUUCUCAUGUUACCAUUUUACACUUGCACAUUACAAAUCUAUGCAUUUUGCAAUACCCAUGAUGUUUCGUGGGGUACCAAAGGUGAUAAUCAAGUUGCUACUGAUUUAGGUACGGCUAUUAUUAAAGUUGAUGAGUCUGGACAAGAAAUUGUUGAAGUAGAUAUCCGAACUGGAGGAGAUAUUGACACUGGGUAUGAAGAAACGUUGUUUAACUUAAGAGCUAGAAGACAAACUCCUAGGGGAAUUAAGACAAUUCAAGAAAAACAGGUUUCUGAAACCGAUUAUUAUAGAGACAUUAGAACUAGGGUAGUCUUAUUUUGGUUAAUUAGUAAUAUGAUCUUAGUUAUGAUUAUCACACAGGUAUUUCAAGUUGGAACUAAUGGUGGUAACAACUAUUUGGCAUUCAUUCUUUGGUCUGUUGCAGCAUUGGCAGCAUUCAGGGCAUUAGGAUCAUUAUUCUAUCUUUUCCAUUUGUUUAUGAGAUGGUGUGUUGAAACCAAGCAUAAAAUGGAUGAUAGUGGAUAUGAUAUGAACGUUUUCAAAUUUAAAUUCACACGUACUGAUUAAUAUAAAAGAUGUGUUAUAAACUAUUAUAUGUUAUUUUUUUAAGAUGUUUUUUUUUUAAGUCUUAUGAGAUUUUAUUUGAACUUUAGUGGAUUGAUACUUGUUUAUAUUUUUUUGGAGACUUAAGUUUAGUAAUUGUUACAGUUUUUGUUUUAAUUUUUUUUUAGUUUUUUU